AUGGCGGUGGUAAUGGCCGUCCACUCCUACACAUGGGUGUUCGUCUUGACCAUGCUCUUCGCCUUUUUGGACGCCUACUCCAUCGGUGCCAAUGACGUCGCCAACUCUUUCGCCACGUCCGUCGGUUCGCGGUCGCUCACGCUCGCCCAAGCCGUCUGCAUCGCCAUCUUCACGGAGUUCGGAGGAGCGAUUGCGCUGGGAGCCAGUACGACAAAGACAGUCAAGGACGGAAUUAUCCAGACAAACCUUUUCAGCAAUCGCCCGGACCUGCUUAUGUCGGCCUUCAUGUGCGCUUUGAUAUCGUCAUCCACGUGGGUCAUGGUCGCUACGUACCUAGGAAUGCCCGUUUCCACUACGCAUUCCAUCAUCGGCGCGCUUAUCGGAGUCGGUGUUAGCGCGUACGGAACGGGCGCCGUGAAUUGGGGCUGGGACGGAAAGGGCGUCGCUCAGAUCGCGACGUCGUGGGUGCUCGCGCCGACUCUCGCCGGCAUUCUCGCCGCUCUCAUCUACACCAUCACGCUGUACGCCGUCAUGAAGCGCAAAAACUCCCUUCGCGCUGGCAUCUACGCGAUUCCAGUCUACUUCACCAUCACCACCUUCAUCGUGUCGUUCUACGUCGCGACCAAGAACGGCAAGUCGACCCUCGAUUUCAAGCCCGCUUCCACCGGCGGCGCCAUCAAGGUACAAGGCAAUGUUGCCCUUGCGUUCGGCAUCAUCGGCGCGGUAACCGGCGUGAUGCUCAUCUUCUGCGUCGGAUUGCUCGUGCCCUUCUUCAUCCGACGGCUGGAGAAGGAGGAGACACUCAAGUGGUACCACAUCUUCUACAUCUGGUGCGUGCCGGAGCAGCCGCAGGACCCCAAGAUCGACAUGUACCUGAAGCGCGCCUUCACGCCGCAGUUGCUGAGCGACGAAGAGAAGAAGCAGCUGGGAAUGCCGGUCGAGGAUCCCGAGGAGAGCAAGGAGAAGGAGCCCGAGAAGCCGAGGUCGAAGAACCCGGCCGUGCGCCUAUACAAUAAGAUCAAGCUGCUGCUGUGGCAGUCGAUUUUCAUGGACGUUGCUAGCCUGCAGCAUGAGAACAAGGGCGCGGUGCGCGCGCACGAGGUGGCGGUGCUGUACGACAACAAGACGGAGUAUCUCUACUCGCUGCUGCAAGUCAUCACCGCCGGGUUCGCGAGCUUCGCGCACGGGUCCAACGACGUCGCGAAUGCGCUGGGUCCUCUCGCCGGAGUGUAUCAGAUCUGGGAUUCGGGAACCUUCAAGACGGAGGCGAGCGUACCCACGUGGAUGCUUGCGUACGCCGGUCUCGGCAUCGACUUCGGCCUCGCCUUGUAUGGUUACCACAUCAUGCGUAACCUCGGGAACAACAUCACGUACCACUCGCCGUCACGUGGGUUCUCCAUGGAGCUUGGUGCAGCACUCUCUGUCAUCACCGCGUCGUUCCUCGCGCUGCCGGUCUCCACCACGCAGUGCAUUGUGGGCGCGACAGUCGCGGUUGGGCUGUGCAACGGCAACUGGCGGGCCAUCAACUGGACCAUGGUGGCCAUUUCGGGCUUUGGAUGGAUUCUCACACUCCCCCUGGCAGGAACCGUUUCUGGCACCAUGGCCGCCGUCGUAAUGCCCGUUCAUUCCUACACAUGGAUAUUCGUGGUUAGCAUGCUGUUCGCCUUUCUAGAUGGCUACUCUAUCGGAGCCAAUGACGUCGCCAACUCUUACGCCACGUCCGUCGGAUCGCGGUCGCUCACGCUCUCUCAAGCCGUCUGCAUCGCCAUAUUCACGGAAUUCGGCGGAGCGAUUGCGCUUGGCGCCACCACGACGAAGACCGUGAAAGACGGAAUUAUUCAAACCAGCUUAUUCAACAAUCGCCCCGACCUCCUCAUGUCGGGCUUCAUGUGCGCGCUGGUAGCCUCUUCCACGUGGGUCAUGACCGCCACGUACUUUGGCUUGCCCGUGUCCACCACACAUUCUGUCAUCGGCGCGCUUAUCGGCGUUGGCGUCAGCGCGUUCGGCUUUGACGCCGUGAAUUGGGGCUGGGACAACAAGGGCGUGGGGCAGGUCGCGGCGUCGUGGGUCAUCGCGCCGGCUGUGGCUGGAAUUCUUGCCGCUAUAAUCUACACCAUCACGCUCUACGCCGUCAUGAAGCGCAAGAACUCGCUGCGCGCCGGCAUCUACGCGAUUCCCGUGUACUUCACCAUCACCACCUUCAUCGUGUCGUUCUACGUCGCGACCAAGAACGGCAAGUCGACUCUCACCUUCAGUGCCUCGACUGUCGGCGGCGCGGUCAAGGUCGCUGGCAACGUGGGACUGGCGUUCGGCAUUAUCGGCGCGGUGACCGGCGCGAUGCUGCUCUUCUGCGUCGGAUUGCUCGUGCCCUUCUUCAUCCGACGGCUGGAAAAGGAGGAGACACUCAAGUGGUAUCAUAUCUUCUACAUCUGGUGCGUGCCGGAGCAGCCGCAGGACCCUAAGAUCGACAUGUACCUGAAGCGCGCCUUCACGCCGCAAUUGCUGAGCGACGACGAGAAGAAGCAGCUGGGAAUGCCGGUCGACGAUCCCGAGGAGAUGAAGGAGAAGGAGCCUGAGAAGCCCAAGUCGAAGAACUCGUUUGUGCGGUUUGUUAAUCACGUCAAGGACAACAAGACGGAGUACCUCUAUUCCCUGCUCCAAGUAAUCACCGCCGCCUUCGCGAGUUUCGCGCACGGGUCCAACGACAUCGCAAACGCGCUGGGUCCCGUGGCGGGAGUCUACCAGAUCUGGGAUUCGGGGACGUUCAAGACGGAUGCCAGCGUGCCCACGUGGAUGCUCGCGUAUGUCGGAAUCGCCCUCGACCUCGGUCUUGCUCUCUAUGGUUACCACAUCAUGCGGGCCCUCGGCAACAACAUCACGUACCACUCGCCAUCGCGUGGGUUCUCCAUGGAGCUCGGCUCUGCCCUCUCCGUCAUUACCGCGUCGUUUCUCGCGCUGCCGGUCUCCACCACUCAGUGCAUCGUCGGCGCGACCGUCGCCGUGGGGCUGUGCAACGGCAAUUGGCGGGCCAUCAACUGGACCAUGGUGGCCAUUGCUGGGUUCGGGUGGGUUCUCACGCUUCCCCUCGCUGGCUGUGUCGCUGGCCUGCUGUACGCGAUUCUCACUCGCGGACCCAGCUUUACCAUGCCGCCCGGCAUGUAA
Messenger RNA from Closterium sp. Yama58-4, 3162 nucleotides. The record is from the annotation of a GenBank genome assembly. NCBI's taxonomy places the organism in Eukaryota, Viridiplantae, Streptophyta, Zygnematophyceae, Desmidiales, Closteriaceae.